Messenger RNA from Varroa destructor (honeybee mite), 14232 nucleotides. RefSeq lists its product as uncharacterized. Gene Ontology annotation, biological process: peptidyl-serine phosphorylation; peptidyl-threonine phosphorylation. NCBI's taxonomy places the organism in Eukaryota, Metazoa, Arthropoda, Arachnida, Mesostigmata, Varroidae. The record is from RefSeq and is a predicted model, not a curated record. Gene Ontology annotation, molecular function: protein tyrosine kinase activity; ATP binding; protein serine/threonine kinase activity. Gene Ontology annotation, cellular component: nucleus; cytoplasm.
GUUGAACAGAAGAUUUGCAGCUACAUGUUGAACAGAAGAUUUGCAGCUACAAAGGGUCAAUCGAUGACGCUCCGAAGAUCGAGGUAUCGGAAAGAUAACAGCUUGAGCUACGCAGAAUGCAGCAAAGUCUUUUAAAAAUUUUUUUAAAAACGUUUAAAUUGUUGUUUUCCUGAUUCAACGCCUAUCGACGUUUUCCGCAAAACCGACAAAACACUAAAACGCAUAAUUUCAGUUGAGGCUAUCAUUAAUCUUUAUCGAGCCGUCAUGACAUUAGACCGUUAGCGGUUAGUUAGAGAUGGAACAGCAUAUUGUGCCUUAUUAUCGUGUAGCCAUGCUUUCAAGUCAGUUCUACGGGGGAACACAGAUGCUAAUUAGCCCCUGCCUGCUAUGAUGUCCAAAUCAUCAUAAUCAUUAUCGUCAAGCACAGAAGCACCAAUAAUGUCCACCUUUACAGUUGCUUCUAAUUAAUCCUAGUUAUAUGACCAUCGCUACAACGACUUGCUGUGCUUUAACAACACCAACAUCAACAGUGGCUACUAUAAUAUUUCACAUUCACAGUUCAGCAGCGUGUAAGCGAAUGCCUACGAGUGUGGGACCGUAUCGCUGUAAACCUGCGCUCAGCCUGAUGUCUACGGCCGAUAGAAUUACUAUUGAUCCGUUGCAUUCGAAUAAUUCUAAAAACUAUACGAUACAGAACGAAAUAGCUUUAUUUCGUUCUGUAUCGUUUAGCUUAGUGUGCCCAACAUUGCGUUAGCGUUAAAGGUUUUUAGCCAAUCGAGGUUAGGUAUUGGCAGCAGCGGUUGUGGGUCAGUCAGUGACCCCGAUGGGUCGAGUUGAGUUUUGGUAACAAACCCAGCGCGGCUGAACAGAGAAAAAGGUAACUGGUAACAAGCUAAACCUCAGCGUUGCUUUAGCAAAUAAUUCUUUAGCAGAAAUAACAUUGACAGGAAACGAUCAUAGAGAAAUAGGGAUAUAAUAUUGAGGUAUCUACACAUUCUGCAUCUCAUAAUCAGCAACGCAGCGCAAUUACGCUCGAUAGUGCACGAUCAGUUACUUUAACCACUACGCCACUAAUAACUGCUUAAUUUCUAUGAACUACUAUAACUAGUAGCAGCUAUUAAAUAAUCGAUUAACUACGCGAUCUAUUCUGUGUGAGAAAGCCAGCAAACAUUGCCCACGAGACGAGCGUUCCGACAACCAUCGUUUAUAGUUAAUGUCGGUAGACCACUAUAAACUGCAGGGGACAUCACCAUCAUUAGCAAGCAUAGAGCUAGUAUAUAGAUUAUAUAUAGAAUUCUAUCGCUGUAGAUAGCAGUAGUUGAACAGUCAGCCAACAGCGAUCAUUGCGAUAACGUUCCGUUCUGUCGACGAAUGGACCCACUGGGCAAGCAUAAGGGCUAGUAGUCCCAGCAUCGUCUGUCUCAUACAACAGUACUAACGGUUAAAAAGCGUCAACCAGGACCAAAGCAUCAAACCAACGACCAGCAAAUUUUUCGCUGGUGGGCUCUCAUCCAAUAGAUACGUGAAACAUUCUGCGGCUUGCGCUUCACUGCAGCGCAUCUUAGCAGCACGAAGGCAAUCAGCCGCCGCCUAGAGAAUAACGUUGAGGGACAAUUCUAAGAACUCUUAGCGACUGUAGUAGAGCAGGGGCCCGUCUUCAGCUGCCUCCAUAGACUUUCUUACGUCCUGGCAACAACCGACGACACCAGCGACAUUCGUAACAGCAACAGCACGUCGCUGUCAAGCCAGGCAUCUUUGUAGACGCUACUAAUUCUACUACUUGCAUCACUAUUACUACGGGCUAACGUAGAUAGGAUUGUAGGUGAGCUGGUACGCAGGCGUUGGCAACUGGAUGUAGACUAAGAGCCUACACCAGCAACAGCAGCAAUAGUAAAUUUGCCUGUUAUCUGCUUGGUGUUAUUAUUGUUCGUCGGUGAUUCGUCGUCCUGUGGAGCAGUCCGUGUAAGUCUGGGUGACAACAAUUGUCGACUGUUCCAAUAAGAUAGGUUAGGCUGUUUGUCCGAUGAAGGUUGUUGCCAUCAUUAUCAUCGGUAUGGUCACAGGCGGAGGCGUCAUUCGCCCGAAGCACCGUAGCCACUAGAACAGUAACAACGGUAACGAAGGAGACUAGCCCAGCGAUUGAUGGGUCUGUAGUGCAUGCAGUGGCGUCGUUCUACCCACAUCGUAACACACAGCGUAAACAGCAAAAGGAAGGGAAUAGACAAUGUCUGUAAGUUGUUGCCAGCUGCUGAAAAUUCUAUCCAAAGAAACUACGAGAGGUGUACAGAAGCGAAAAAACGGGGCGACGACGCCAACGAAAUCAUCAGCAACUGGCCAAUGACAAACAAACAGAAGGAUAACAACGAAAAUAGCAAACGUCUCAUCUGCUAGCCCUUGUCUCAUCAAUAUUAAUAGUUGUCAUCACAAUACCUCAAAUAAUAAUUACAAGUAAUAAACCUGGCAACGACGCCUGUAAAGAAGAUAAUAGCUACGCCAUCCGCUUCUUCUUCUGAGCCUGCGACGCGCAGAAAUAAGUACGGCGAAUACAGGACCCGACAAUUGCCACGAUAAUAACAAUAGCGACAACUCCAUAUGCCGCUACAAACGGGAUUUCGUCGAAUCUGAUCGUCCACUGCGCGAACUCUAUUCAACUGCGGCCAAUACGAUUAUUCUUGCUGCUACUAUUAUUAUUAUAAUUAUUGUUAUUGCCACGGGUAUUUGUUGGGUCGGUAAAGGCGAUCGCAUAUUAAUAUUCAUUUCGUGCUAAGUGCGUUUCCUUUGCGUCGUGUUGUUCUUGGGUUCUCGAUAGAGCUGAGCUGAGCUGAGCUGAGUUGAAACCCGUCUCCAGUGAGCGUGGGUCUUGACUUCAACAACGAAUAGCGUCAAAGCUUAGUAAAGCAAACAAGUAAGCUUAAAAGGGGAAAAUUCAUCUUGUGUUGUUUCUACGGAAGGAUUAUUUGUGUGUGAAAAAAAUUAGUGAAUUAUUGAAUCUUCGGUCUUUUGGUUUUCACAUUUCUUCCGAAUGUUCGCCGUUGACGAGAGAAGUCAUAGUGGAAUUGAAUGCGGCGAUUUGACUGAUUUAAAGAGGAAAAUUCACUAUAACGAGUAAAAAAGGACAGCCCUUCGGCUACAAAUAUUAUUAAGCGUUUCGUUUUAAGUGUGGUUUUUGCUACGUCUUGGAUCGUGUGCUGUUAAUCUGCCGACGAUCUAAGUAUCCGAAAAUCUGUUCAAAAAGGAAGCAGUCUGAGAAGGAAGUGUGGCCUCAAGGGCAAGCGGGAGUGUGCAAGUACAUUGGGAGUAUUCUAUUGGCCGAAAAAAGUGCGUGUGUGUGUGGCUGGUUACUUUAAACAACCAACAAACUAACGGUUUCUCUCCCUACUAGUGUCCUCAACGGUAUCCUCUCAAAGUCUACGAGUCCACAUACAAGAGGACAUCAUCAGCCCUCGCCUGCUGCGUCCUAGUGCAUAUCGAGGACCUCACAGUGGAUCAGGUGCAUCAUAGGCAGUACCAGGCUAUCCAACAAGUGAGCUGAACAAAGGUUGGAUUUGGGUCGCAGCGAACAGCACAAGUCAACGUGGAUAGGGCCUGGCGAGUGCUUGCGACGUGCUGAGGUGGCGACGAGAUCGAAAAAUUGUGACAUUACGUUGUUAAAGCUGCGUCACGACAUCGUUACUGUCAAGGAAAACGACAAGCAAAAAAGACACUUCGAGAAGUCUUCCUUAUGCGUAAUGAUUACCGACUCGAGAAGAAGCCUCAAGAAGCAUUGAACCGAACAAAGAUACUGCUAACACAACAGUAACAACAAUAAUACCGGUAUCUGAGAGUACAUACUGGACUUGUUUCUACGCAUUAUUUGCGAAGUGAUCGGUGUUGUCCUUGUGAGUUGGCUUCAAAUUAUCGUGAGUCUUGUGCACUUCGCGUUCGUUGUUGACUCAGUAUCCUCGUCGUUGGCGCCCUGCAGGUUCAGAAGGUGACGCGACAAUCGAGGACGCCUCAGGUAGUAGCGAGGUGAUGCGAUCCCUCCACGUUAGCCAAGGGAAUAAUAACCAUCAGAUUUUUGAGAAUAGCGACAACAAUCGCAGCAGCAGCAGCAGCAGUCACAUCAACGGUCGCAGUAGUGCCUCCAUAACCAUUGAUAGUAUUAGCAUCACCGGCAGCCAAACCGAUACUAACGGUCACCAACCGCACGAGAUCGGGAUCGCUAGCAUUGGUGAGCUUGCUGACGUUAAUCGUGUCCACCAACAUCGAGAAGCUAACCAUUCGACGCUAAACGGCCAUCGAUUGGGACCAACUGCAGUCAGUGUCAGAGAUAACCAUUUUCAGGUUAGCACUAGCGGCGGCGGCGGCGGCGGCGGCGGCGACCGGCAGCGUUUUAGCCGACAGAGACGGACUAGUAUCACGAGCGAAAUUUCUAGCACCGGCUGUUGUCACUCAUCGACUGGCGUUAGCUUGACUUGUCCUGCAAUCAUUUCGAGCUCAUCAGCUUCGGCAGCGGAAAGCCAUAACCGCAUCAGUAGCUGUAGUUGCGACCACAGCGUCAACAAUAGUUACCGCAACAUCAGCGGUAACGGAACUUGUGUGAACAGCAAAGCCUCUGCUGCGCGUCACAGCAGCAACAGCGGCAACAGUCAUCAGUUUCAACAGUAUUCUGCUCCACAACAACAACAACGACAGCAGCAGCAGCAACAACAACAGCAGCAGCAGCAGCAGCAGCAGCCGUCUCAUCUUUUUCAUCUACACGAAGGUUCGUUGGCGUCUACUAUUACAUCUAUUAACUCGCAAAACCAUAGCCACCUACAGCGUCUACAAGAACAACAGCAGCAGCAGCAGCAGCACCACCACCACCACCACCACCAACAGCACAUCCUACAACAACAACAGCGUCAACAAGUUCAGCAGCAGCCCCAUCAGCAGCAGAUUCGGUCAAUAUCUCGAAGCAGUCGAGCGUCACGUCAACAUCUAGACUCAACAACAAGUUUAGCAACAACGAAGGCAGUAUCCACGAUAACAGUAGCUGGCGGUUGCACGGUGACGACGGAUAUAGCAGCAUCUAUCGAAGGGAUCUGCACCUCGUCUAGUCUGGGCCACGUACUUACGUCGGCGUUGCAACAGGCCCAGCAGCAGCGGCGGCAGCAGCAGCGGCGGCAGCAGCAGCAGCAGCAACAACAACAACAGCAGCAGCAGCAGCAGCAGCAGCAACAACAACAACAACAAAUCGCAGGCAAUUGCUACGACCCAGUUUUGGUGACCAGUAGCAGCUCACAAGGAUCUCCCUUGCCCUCUUCGGCUACUGCGAUUAUUCACGGCGCCAGCAGCGCCCGCGGAGGUGCCAGCGGCGGCGGGGGUGUCGUGGUCUUGGACACGAGUUUCGGAGCCGGAUCGGGACUCGUCACGCUGAAGUCGUCCGUGUCAUCAGGUUUCUCCUAUGGUGGUCAGCAUCACCAUGGAUCCACAUUGUUGUCGGGCCUGGCCGCCUCGUCCGGGCUAUCUUCGCACCAUCACUCGUCGUCAUCUUCAACUGCAGGACAGCACCACCACUCCAGUCACUCACAGCAUCCUCAACCCCAACAACAUCAGCAUCAGCAGACAACAAACAGAGGCUCGUUCUCUUUGAGGGUAGCGGCCGCAGGGGGCCAUCACUCGAGUCACAACUCAGGCAACAAUAACGGCCAUAGCCACGGGCCGAACAGCGGCGGCGUGCAACAUCCACAGCAACAACACAUCUCCAGCCUGAACAAUAACGCUAGCAACAACAAUAACAACGGAAGCGCAAAUAACAAUAAUACCAGCAACAGUCACAGCAGCUCAUCGAGAAAACGAAAGGCAGAGACGUUAGUAAGCUACGGAGGCGGUGCAGCGGCGACAGGAGAAAGCGCUGCGUCCGGGCUUCUGAUGAACAGCACGUCCCAUUCGACGGCCGGAGGCCAGUCCAAGCGAAGCAAAAUGGGACAACAGAAAAAGGUUGUUUCGUCCUCAUCGACCUCCGAGGGCGACUACCAGCUUGUGCAGCACGAAGUGCUGUAUUCAGCUGCCGGGAACCAAUAUGAAGUCCUCGAAUUUCUCGGCAGAGGUACAUUCGGCCAAGUGGUCAAAUGUUGGAAAAAAGGCACUAACGAGAUCGUCGCGAUCAAGAUCCUCAAGAAUCAUCCGUCGUAUGCAAGACAGGGUCAGAUCGAAGUGUCGAUACUUCAACGACUAUCGGCUGAAAAUGGCGAUGACUACAAUUUUGUGCGAGCUUACGAGUGCUUCGUGCACAAGAUGCACACGUGCCUCGUGUUCGAAAUGCUCGAACAGAACCUCUACGAUUUUCUCAAGCAGAACAAGUUUUCCCCUCUACCACUCAAGUAUAUUCGGCCCAUUCUACAGCAGGUAUUAACUGCGUUACUCAAACUGAAAAUGCUUGGGCUCAUACACGCCGAUCUCAAACCCGAGAACAUCAUGCUCGUCGAUCCUGUACGACAACCAUUCCGCGUCAAGGUGAUUGACUUUGGUUCGGCAUCGCACGUGAGCAAGGCCGUAUGCUCGACCUAUCUUCAAUCGAGGUAUUACCGUGCCCCUGAAAUUAUUUUGGGCCUUCCAUUUUGCGAAGCGAUUGACAUGUGGAGUUUGGGCUGCGUCAUAGCUGAGCUUUUUCUGGGCUGGCCAUUAUAUCCAGGGGGUUCGGAAUAUGAUCAAAUCAGAUUUAUAUCACAGACGCAAGGUCUUCCCGCUGAACAUCUGCUAAAUGCGGCCACCAAAACUACGCGGUUCUUUGUCCGAGAACAAGCGUCGUCCUCGAGCUAUCCAUUCUGGAGGCUGAAGACUCCCGAGGAGCACGAAAACGAGACAGGCAUUCAUUCCAAAGAGGCCCGAAAGUAUAUCUUUAAUUGUCUCGACGACAUGGCACAGGUGAAUGUGCCAGUGGACCUGGAAUCGGGAGGCGGAGAACUCUUAGCGGAAAAAGCGGAUCGACGCGAGCUGAUUGACCUGCUCAAGCGGAUGCUAACUCUUGACCAGGAGAGACGCAUUACGCCCGGGGAGGCUAUCAACCAUAAUUAUGUUAACCUUGGACACCUCGUCGAAUAUGCCCAUUGCCAGCAUGUCAAGAACUCUGCUCAGGUGAUGGAAGCGACAUGUCAUCGAAGAAUGCGUCACCACGCGGCCGCUCAGGCCGCUGCAGCAGCGGCACUAUACCAUCCGGCUACCGCGCUGUAUCGGCCGUUCACAGGUCCACAGGCGUCACAAAGCGCGCAACAGGGUGCACCUCAAACGCAACUUUGUUCUAUUCUGUGUCCGCCACAAGUUAAUGCUUGUCUAAACUCACCGAAGCAUAUGAUGGUUGGAGCGGCUGGAGUUCAAGCGCCCCAUCAACAAACGUUGCAGAUUCAACCAUUGCAUCUUGCCACCCAGCAAUACGUGCCGGUAUCCGUAGUCGAACAAAACGGCCGGCAAAUGGCUCUAAUUACGGACUCAAAUCUUCUCUGCCCCCAGAACCCGUCCUCGGCUGCUGCCGCAGCCACUUGGGCGGCAGCUGCCGCCGCGAUGACGUCAUCGCGUCCGCAUCAGAUGUUCGUGACGCCCACAAAUGUUUGGGGUCCGCCACUCACGAGAGGAGAAGAUCCGUGGGGGCGAGCAGGACUUACAUUAUUGCCACCUCCUCCGGCCCCCGACUGGAUGUCGGUGGGCCAAACGCCGUCGGCUGCUCACCAAAGUAGCUCUGUUCGUUCAUCAACCCGUGAACACUCGUCCCAUUCAAAACGGCACCCGUCGACAUCAUCAUCUGGCAAAGCCAUUGCGCUUGCGCAGGCCUCGGUCGCGUCGGCUGCUGGCGUCUCGGGGUCGUCUACUUCGGCGUACGCCCCGCUCGGAUCGUCGUCGCUGGCACCGGCCGCACACGCCCAUUCACAUUUAGGUGGUUCGCUCGUAGGCGGGCCGUAUGGGAAUGGAGGUGGUAGCGGCGGUGGCGGUCCACAGACGCCCAGCGGUAACGGGCAGCAUACGCAGCUGAGUCCUGUCAAGAAGCGCGUCAAAGAGAACACCCCACCCAAGUAUCAUCUUCCGCCUGCGUCGGGAAGUGGUCUCGGCCCAUCAUCGGGAGGCAGCAGUGGAGGCCAGUCGUCGAUGGGUGUCUCGCAGGGCAGUCACACUACAGUCAAGUGGCAUCCCGAACCGCAGAUCCAGGCGCCAGCCGCGCAUUUACAUUCAUCUCACGUGUCCAUAGGGCACGGGCAGGGAUCAGGACAGGCAUUAAUUGGAUCGGGAGCUAGCGGAGGCCGCACGAUUGUCAUUCGAGAUUCACCUUCGCCAUCGCGCGCGGUCUCUGUGAUCACGAUCAGUUCGGACAGCGACGAUGAGGCGCCCAACACACAGAACAGUGGUGGCAGUGGCCGAUCAAAGAGCUCCGCAGAACGCGGGGACUCAGAGACGUCAAGUGGUGGUAAAUGUCACUCGGCGCAGGUUACACCGUCAACAGAAUACCCUGGUUGUUCGCGCGGCGGCAUUCGCGCAACCUCGUCCAAGAGCACGAUGCCGCUGCCUAAUGACUCACCGGGUGCUUCCGGGGCAUCCGGGUCCGUUGGGGCCACUCCGGCCGAUUCCCGAGUACUUCAGCUAUCAAACCACUAUUCGCCUGUGGUACUCCAGAACAUCAAACAUGAGCCCAGGGACGAACAGCAGCCACUACACAAGGAUCGGUCGCACAAGUACGCCACCAUUCCAGGCAGCGGAUUAGCGGGUAGCAGCAGCUCGGGUAGCAUUCAGCAGACAACAUUCAAACGUGAAGUUGUCUCACAGCUGCCAACGGCGCAUACCGCCCAUCUUAGCAGCCAUGGCCACGGGGGUCACCUGGCUCCAGCGUACGUCGACCCUGAACGGCUGCUCAAGGAAGCGGCAGUUGGGGUGAGCACCAGUGCUCAUGCACGGGCCGCCCAUUCACACGCCCAUACAAGACAGCAGCCCCCGCUGCAGUUUGAGUUUGCUGCGGCGCCCGCUAGCCAAGUGGGACAGCUAGGUAUGGGUGUUGGCACGGUGGGAGCUGUCGGCGUCGGCUCGACGGGCCACAUGGGUGUAGGUGCCGUGGGUGCUGUGGGCGCCGUGGGGGCACAACCGCUCUACUUGAGCCAGCCUGACAUUUACCGACCGACCGCCGUGUACGUGGCCACUGGUAGCGGGCAAUUCCCGCCGCCACCGGCACACCACCAAUAUCCACAGGUGAAUCAGCCUCCCGUGGGCUAUGCAGCACCUCCUGCGCACCUUCAAUCCUCAUAUCCAGCUUACACGCGCAUAUCCCCCAAAUAUCACAACCCCUACCAGGCAAUGUAGGCAAGAACGCAGAUCUCGGCCUAGCUAACAGUAAUAUCAGGCCUCCUCUAUUACGCUACCUGCCAAUUUGAGAAGGCAAAACAUUGGCAAAGCCGCUACAACGAAAGUCAUUCGGCAUCGUGUAUGAAACAAGAAUUGCUGAUCCCUUCGGUAGGCCGGCCCUUAUCAGCAUUGGGUUAAAUUGACAGCGUGCUUUAACUGUAACGGCGCCUGCAGCAUAUACAACAGUAGGACGGAAGGCAAGAACAAGGGUGAGCAUACUAGUCUCGAAAGGACUUCAGAACCAGUAGAUUAUAAGACUAGGUCAGUAGGUGACAACCACCAGUAAAAUGGCAGGACAUCAGCUGUGGGAGAAGAGAGGCUCUGUACGUGAGAAUCUCUCGGUGGAGAAGUGCUCGCGUGUUUUUUUGUUCGAAAAAACAAAAAAAACAAAUGAAGAAAUCAUAGUUGCUCAUCGGUCAUUUGCGUACGACAAUACCGUUAACAAGACAAAACUAAGCAACAACUAUCAAUCCCUAUGUAUUACAGCACACACAGCAGACGCGUUCACGACGACAUCGCGACACGUUUGCACGCCGAGACAUCCAUAUAAUAAAAUAAUCACAAUAAACUAAUCUUAAUCGCAUUAUUAUUGUUAUUAUCAUAACAACUUUGCAGUAUUUGUCCUAGUAGCAGAUUGAACGCAAAAACAAGCUUCAUAGAGAUGAGAUACGACGUAACCAAUGCAGUAAACAGGUAGUAUCGUGACUUGGCUGCAGAUGUCGCUCGAAUAGAUCGUGUAUGUAUAUUAUAUUCACGAAGAAAAAAAAUAUCAAUUAUUGUGUAAUUGCUGCUAUUAUUACUAAUAUUGUGAUUAGGACAGGGGGUUGAAAACACACGGGCGUCAUAAUGAAUUAAGUAGAAUGCUAAUCAUGAUAUUAAUAAUAACUUAGCAGAAAACACCAGUCCCUCACUUGAAUUAAUUACAUCUGACGGACGUCGCGUGCGGAGACGCUCCGUUGUUGGUUGUGGGAGCAAACAACGGCUACGCGUUAACUAGGUUUUGGAGAGGGCAAACAUAGCUACUAGAGCGUCAGUCAAACGGAUGAUUUUUGCUCGUUGUAUACGGUUUUACUAUUGUGAGCGUUGGUUGCCGGGAGAAAAUAGAAUGGCGGCAUAAGAAAUCGUUUGCAGGAAAGCAGACGAUUGUGCCUCUCAUAACAGUCGAACAUCGGCGUGAAGUCUGACAGAAGAAUACAAAAGAUGGCUGAUGGUAGGGUGGCAUAAGUGUUAUGAAAGAAUAUCUGAACAAAAGCGAGUGAGGGUCUGAGGUAGCCAACAACUGAGCCGGAACUGUGGUGGCGACAUAGUUUCGGUGUCUUUCGUUACUUGUUUCUGUAGCAACUAUCUCCAUGUUGUAUACCAUCACUGGGCGUCGGACCAUGCAGACGACAACAUCGUCCAUGUAACAUUUCCUUCCAGUUUCUGAUUGUGACCACAUUUCGGUGAUCUUUUUUUUUUAUCGCUAGGGUCGUAUUUGGUCGCUUUUUGCUUGAGCUAAGGUCUAGCACCCGGCAGCAGUGUAUUCAUUGUGGCAGACACUUGGCUCUUCCAACUCGUGAACUCAGACAGUGGUUAUCAUCAACAUGAUAAUAUAAUUUGUAUGUUUAUGGCUACUAUUGUUUGCUGCUACUAUUAACCGUACCCGUCACCGUUUAUAUUCUAUAUAAUAAAUAUAGUUGUGCCUGAUUUAACUAUCACAUUACGAUUUCCUGCUGCGUUAUAAUUAUCGGCAGUAUAAAUCUGUACAGAUUUCUGAUUGUGUUUCCUUUACAAAGAAGGUCACGUAACAAUAUUUAAUGUAUAUGUGUACGUCACGAUGAAGGUCACUCUGAUGUGAUGAUGUCAUCAAUCGUGUAUACUAUAUGAGAAGACGAAGCGUCAACGUAAGAAUAGUUUCGACAAAAACAACCGAAGGGAUCAAAUGAUUGAUGGUAAAAAUUUUUAUUUUCCUUUGUUUGCCGUUUGUAGCUGAAGUCGUAGUUGACAUAAGGUUGUAAUCUUAAGGAGGAAGACAUGAUCGCCAAGGUUUCUUUGGUUAGGCUGUAUCGUUUGAUGUGGACGGUUCAAAGGUCUCAUCGUACGUUUUGUGUGGCAUUUGACGGCACUAGCAAAUGAGAUGGAACAUGAAGCUAAAUAAGCGACGCUAACACAAAAGAUCGACCUGUAGCUACUGAUGGUACUAUUACACAAAGACCGAGCUCGGUGUAACACUGGAAAACUCAGCCUAAAUUGGAGUUUUUGUAUAUUAUCGUGAACAAACUGAUCGAUGACCGCUGCGAUAUCGGACUGCGGAUCGUGCCACCCGAUUCUAUGAAAUUUUAACUCCGAGUGGAGUCCGAAGAAGACACGAGAAGGAAAUUAGCGUCACUCAUAUUUUAUAGAGCGAUGGUCUGUUCAAGCCUUUGUCGGAUUAACGCGGCGCUUCGCCUGGGUUAGUGUCCCUGAAGCCGUCGAUAACAUACGGUUUUUUGGUGGGUGACCUGUUUACGUAAUGGGUUAAUACAUCGACGCAGCUGUUGUAAGCUUCUCGAUUGGAUUGGUAUACCCUUAGCGGACCGUGGGUCCGUUUAUGUUGAUACCAAAGUUUGUGCAGAGCUGGAACGAUAAAUCGAUUGAAUCGAUAGAACGUACAAUUAGGCAGCAACUACCAGAAAGCAUCGCUUUCAAUGACAAGAAUACAUCUUGCAUAUUUACGCCGGCACAACGUAACGACAAGCACAAUACAUUAGUGUAGACUAUGUUAGAACGGCUCCUCCGUACCGGCUGCACUAGCCGGCCUGUUCUAAUAAUAUAGGUAACUGCUAAUUUCCAAAUUCAUUCUAUUGCAGUGGUGCUCUCUUGUAGCCAGUGCUCCUUGGCUUGCCCCAACAUCACAAAUGCGCCCCAACGCCAAAACGUAAAAUAGAAAGCCCAUAAUGGCGGAAACUAAUGCUAAUGGCGCACAGCGGUACAUUGUGAUCUCUCGCUUACAAUAUUAAUUAUUGUUUGCGAUAGAUUAUGCGAACACUGCGCGAUGAGUAAGACUUGCGUUGACAUUUCAUUGAUUAUUUUUAUGAUUAUUACUAUGUCAUGAAAACGAAAUGAUAAAUCGCAGGCAUAAAAAGAGAAAUCCUGGAUUAAAAAAAUCGAUUUUUCAGAUUGGAUUUCGAAUCCACGAACUCGAGACCAUGAUAAUUUUCAACGCUGGAAUGAUAGAUAGGUGUGCGUAUGGCAAAAGUGCGACAUAAAUUUUUUACUGUCGCUCUACGACGGAUGUGUAUAUAAUAGAAUCUAGCAAAGUGAGCACAGCUAACUUUUUGACAACUUCAGAAAAAAAUUUAUGCAAUAUUUGAACUCUAAAAAAAUCAUUCGAGUGUUUACGAACCAGCAUAUGUAAGUAUAUGCUGUAAUAAUAAUAAUAUAUCGUAGCCGAUAUAAUUAGCUUUUCGUCCUCUCCAAAAAGAUUCACACACGCUUUUCCACUCGUAAUGGUAAUAAUAACAAAUGAGGAUAAUUACAAUCAUGAUGGAUAUGCCGCUCAUUCUGUACACUGCACACUGUGAACAUAUUGAUUUUCAUCAUUACUAUUAUGAUGAUGAUGAUUAUAAUUCAGAUAUAUGGCAUAUCCAAGUUUGUAUGGUCUCUUACACCGAAACAUUUUCACGCUUACGGGUUUAUCAACAGAUAUUUAUAAUAACAAUAACAACUCCGUAUAUGAACAGCAGAAAGUUGUGUGGUGUCGUUUGAGAAGAACAAGAACAGCACAGAUCGACCGAUCGAAAAAUAAGGUCGUUGAGAAAGAUUUGGCUGUAGAAUCGAACCUAUAUCAUGAGAUCGCUGAGAUUGCGAGGUUGGCGUCCAUCGUACAUAUUUGGUUAUCCUUCGUGGUAUGAGCUUAAGAUAGUUCCGUAUAGCUAAUGUGUUGGUAUAUAUUGAUCUGUACGAUCUGCUAAGGACGGACAGAUCAUUGUGUUGUCGUUUGCAUGCGUUACUGUGAUUUUGAAUUGUCACCGUCAGCGCAAAUUGUGCGGUAGUCGACGCUCUUGGGGUCUCCAGCGUUAGUGUUACCAUCCAUUAGCCAAUUGUGACAGGUUCUAUACGGAUCUAUUGCAAGUUGUGCUAUUAUAGAUCGAGCUCAACUAAGAGUGCCUCCAAGAUCUCUUCAAGGUGGACCCGAUAGCCUUCUUCUAGAUAGUUCUAGGAUAGGGUCGAGCCAAAGCGUUGUGCGUCUGUAAGCGUGUCCACAUUCUGCGAAAGCAGGCACCUGUGUAUGAUGCUCGAGUAUGAAAAUUUCCUAAGCGACAACGAUGUACUUACAGCAUUCAAACAAUAUAAUCCGCUAAGGUGGAAGGAACCACCAUGUGUUUCUUAUAUCUUAAUACUAACGUAUGGGAGAGCGUGUAUAAAUCGUAUUGUACUAUUUGUUAUUCUAGUGAGCUCGCAAGAUGGUAUCACUUCGAUUCGUCCGGUCGGCAGGAUUUCGAUUUGUAAUAUAGUACUACUGACACAUAUUACACUGGAUGAUUUUCUGGUGAUUGAGCAAGCAAGAGAGACCCUAAUCACUAGGAUGAUAAUAUAAACAUAUAAUUCAACGGCCAGAAAGAAAAAAAUAGCUCAAGGACAGCGAGCACUAUAAAAUUAAUGUAGACUUAUAAGAAGAUGGUCAAUCAUGCUGUUUUGCACGAAAGUAUUGUAGAAAAGCUAUUCGGUUUUACACUGAAGUAUGGGUUGAUUGAUGUAUUAAAACGAUCAAGGGAGCUAAAAUCAGGGUUUGAAGCUGGCCUGCACAUUUAACUUGUGAAUAAAGCCUAGACUAUAUAACGAUAUGAUACGCAGUGGUACACUCUUAAUGCAGGGCGAAUUAGGUAGGUGUGACGUUUUAAUUAGCAAAAUAAAUAACAGAAAGAGAGA